Messenger RNA from Saccostrea cuccullata (small rock oyster), 451 nucleotides. RefSeq lists its product as uncharacterized. The transcript has 3 exons. The coding region runs from base 2 to 451 and encodes 149 amino acids. Lineage: Eukaryota; Metazoa; Mollusca; Bivalvia; Ostreida; Ostreidae. The record is from RefSeq and is a predicted model, not a curated record.
CAUGUCAAUUAAAAGAAUGUGGUUUGUUCUUGCUUUGUUGAUGAUUAUUGACAACUGUGAUUGCGUUUUGAAUAUAGAGCGAGCACUUGAAAAACCAAGCAUAAGACCCCUAAACCUCAAGGCCAGAACUCAGGACACUACAGUGUUUGUAUAUGGGCGAUUCCAGUGUCCUGACGAUACUUAUGUAGAUAUUGAUUACGGGACAAUUGUGAAAUUUCAAAAAGUGUUGGAUUCCACGAAAAAUUCCACAGACUUUGAACUGGUUUUGUACCAUGACUCAGGAAUGCAUUCCAAGCUUACACUCCGCUCAAAAUCUUCAUUAGAAUCUCUAGUCAUUUACUUGAAUGAUAAAGCAGACAAGAGUGUACAAACUGGGCAUUUUGGGACAAAAUGCGAAGUUGGAAUCAGCAGUUUAUCCGAUCAUAAUUCCAAUCUUCAUUGUAUCUAUUGA